Alternaria incomplexa is the source of this 756-nucleotide messenger RNA. RefSeq lists its product as uncharacterized. The transcript has 3 exons. Bases 1 to 756 code for a protein of 251 amino acids. The record is from RefSeq and is a predicted model, not a curated record. Lineage: Eukaryota; Fungi; Ascomycota; Dothideomycetes; Pleosporales; Pleosporaceae.
AUGGGCAGACUAGAUGGCAAAGUCGCCAUCGUGACCGGCGGCGGCUCAGGCUUCGGCGCCGGCAUUUCAAAAGGCAUGGCCUCUGAAGGCGCCAAAGUCCUUGUCUGCGACAUCAACCAGUCAGGCGGCGAAGCGACGGCAGCCACAAACCCUUCCUCUCUCGCCUUCCACAAGAUGGACGUGACCAAAACGUCGGACUGGAAAGCUACUGUCUCGGCUUGCAUCGAGAAGUUUGGGCGCUGCGAUAUACUCGUCAAUAACGCUGGUUGGUCAUAUACCAAUAAACCUACGACGACGGUCACGGAGGACGAGUUCGAUAAAGUCUUCGACGUCAAUGUCAAAGGUGUUUAUCUUGGCUGCAAUGCGUGGGUCGAUCAAGCCAUCGAGCGCAAAGAAGGAGGUGUGAUAAUCAACAUCGCUAGUGUUGGAGCAACGCGGCCACGGCCAGGCUUGGUAUGGUACAACGCGAGUAAAGGCGCGAUUUGGAAUGCGACAAAAGGCCUCGCGGCGGAGUACGGGCCCCAUCAGAUCCGUGUCGUGUCCAUUUGCCCCCUUGUUACAGGAACAGGUCUCUUCUCUGCCUUUACAGGAAUGGAAGAUACACCGGAGAACAGGACAAAGUUCACGUCCAAUGUACCCAUGGGCAGGAUCGGUGAAGUGGACGACGUGGUGAAUGCGUGUAUCUUCAUGGCGAGCAAAGAGGCUGGCUUCAUUACAGGAGUUAAUCUGGAAGUGGAUGGUGGACGCUGUAUCUAG